AUGACUGCUGUGGUACUAGAAAAUGGCAAUGUGGAUACCCUUGCCGAGGAAGCAAGAUUAAACAAGAUCAGUAAUGAGGAAUUCAAGAUUUGGAAGAAAGCUGUACCAACUUUCUAUCAGCACAUUUCUACUUUUAAGCCAUCUUUACAGAAACAUGUUACAAAUCAAAGUAAAAUACAAAAAACUGUUGCCUUCACUGAUAAGAUUUUCCCUGAUAGAACUAAAGGGACAUUGACAACAUCUGUAUUAUUAGCUCUAGGAAAUGAUAUUUAUGAAAUCGAUGUAAUCUUACCAAUUGGUGCGCAUCUCACAGGUCAGGAAGCAUCUUGUAAGGUGGAGCCUCAAUAUGAGGCCUUUUUGAAAACAUUUGAACAAACUAAGUUUGAACCUAAAUGGAGAGUUGACAAUAAUGACACUGUCGCCAAAUUAUACUAUAUAAACAGUAAUGAUAUCAAAUUUGUUGCUGUUACUAAUAAUGGUUCUGUCUUGUGGUUUAAGGAUGAAAUUAAUACAGCUGUAACCAGUUGUUUGGCUGAACCACAGGGAGCUAGUACAGCCAUCAAGGUCAACUCUGAUAUAUCCAAUGAUCUAUCUACUAUUGUUGUAGUAACUACUAGUACAAAGGAGAGUGUUUCCACUUCAAAGAUUAAAAUAAUUGAUAACGUCGAAAAGGUAGGUGACGAGAAGCGUACCAUAUUAUUAAACGACAGCUUUGUUUGUGAAACAUGUAAGUUUUUAAAUGGUAAGGAUACUAUUGCCCUUUGCAAUAAUAAGUCUACUAUUAAAUUGUGGGAUUUAAAUAACACAGAGGACACUCCCUUUUUAGAAUUUAUAGAUAAUACUGAAGGAAAAUUGACUAGCAUUGGAAACUCUAAGAUAGUGUCAACACUUUUUGCAACUGGAUCUGACAAUGGUAUUAUUAAAUUAUGGGAUUUACGUUCAUUGUCUCAUGAUAAGAAAAUUGAAAUAGGCAAAGACACAGAAUCCAUUAGGGAGGUUGCCCUAUUAUCUCAUUUUGACGAAGAUCCUGUGUCUGAUAUCAUAUUUUCUCCUUCCUCUGCUUGUAAAUUUGUUACUGUUGGUAGGAGUGGGAAUGUGUAUCAUUGGGAUAUGGAAUAUUUGUUUUCAAAGGGCCAAGAUGUUGAUAAAGAUGGUAAGAAUAGUGAUGACGAAAGUAUCAUUAGUUCUGUACUUCAAGCGGAAUGUCUGUCGUUUUAUCAUACUGGUGGGUUUAGAAGAUUACGUACUGAUGGUAGUAAGAAAAAUACAGUGGCGUGUAAUUCAAUCAUUGAUGAUUUGGUGUGUACAGUGGAUGCAGAUGAUUUAUUGACGGUGUAUAUUCCUUUUACUGCAAGGAUUGCAAGCGAUUCAGCAAACUAA
Molecule: messenger RNA, 1380 nt
Organism: Maudiozyma barnettii
Lineage: Eukaryota; Fungi; Ascomycota; Saccharomycetes; Saccharomycetales; Saccharomycetaceae
Exons: 1
Coding region: 1-1380 (459 amino acids)
Biological process (GO): regulation of gene expression
Cellular component (GO): Rpd3L complex; nucleus; Rpd3L-Expanded complex
Molecular function (GO): histone binding
Source: RefSeq, a predicted model, not a curated record